CUCUCGAGACAUCCAUCACGAACAAGUAUGCUUGAACGAUGACGCGACAACGACCCGUGUGGCAGUACAUGCUGCUCUUCCUCUCCUUCCUCUCACUCUCCCUCGCAGCCUCACCGACAUCCUUCUGCAAAUGCACCUGCUUCACAAAUAGCACCAUCAUCCCACUCGAUGCUCCCCCUUCAUCCGAUAAGCCCACUGAACCAGAUACUGGCACGAACCCCACGCGACUCACUCUUCGAGAUGCCGAACCUGAUCCCCUAGCCCUCGAGGCCCGCGACAUUCUGCCCACCAACGGCUCCGAAAACAAGGUUCACGGCCGUACAUGUGCAGAUUGCAACAAGCAAUUCUGUCUAUCAUACAAUUUACCGAUAUGUGCCGGAGCGACGGAAGAGAAUGUCCUCACGACGUGCUUCCAACGAGAUAGUGUCAAGGAUCAGCUGGUGGUCUGGAUCUUCCUGAUUGCAACUGUGGGGCUACUGGCCUGGGCGACUGUGAAGCCAUGGUGGACGAGGUGGCGGGAAGGAUAUGGUGCCGUGCCGGGUUGAGAAUGGGCUGGAAGACGUUAACGAUAAAGAGCUCGGGUGGGAGAACUUGCAGAAGUGCGGCACAGCAAUCAUGUCUCCAGGAAGCAGAAUUCGCAAUCCGUACAGUUUUCCCCUCCUAUGGAUCUUGUCUAGAUGACGAGAUCAGAAUAAGAGCUGCAGGCAGUAGAAUCCGUG
Messenger RNA from Cercospora beticola, 719 nucleotides. RefSeq lists its product as uncharacterized. The record is from RefSeq and is a predicted model, not a curated record. NCBI's taxonomy places the organism in Eukaryota, Fungi, Ascomycota, Dothideomycetes, Mycosphaerellales, Mycosphaerellaceae.